AUACCCAGCCACGUGCAGCGACAGUGGGACUCCCCAUGUUUUGGAGACGGUGCUAAUGUCUAUACCGGGGGGAGGGAGCGGACCGAGGCUGCAUUACCGUUUGGGUGGCAGAGGGCACCCCGGAUCCUGAGAGUCUGAGGCGCUGAGACCACUCCUCUGCUCUCGGGCUGGGCGGAUGAAGCGAGUCAGGCGAAACACGCUGCCCACACACCUCCGUCAUGUCUCCUGCCGGCACCCCAGGCCCCAGGAGCCCCGCAGCCGGUGUCUCCGCUCGCCUCCCUCUGCAAAGCAGGGAAGAACCCCCACCCCCUCCAGUUUAACAGAUGGGGAAACUGAGGCAGGCGAUCGUCCCAAUCGGUGGGAUCGAGCUCAGACCUCCCGCGUCCUCCUUUGUGAGUCUCCUUUUCUUUUUGCCCCCCCAGGGGCUCCAGCUUCAGAUCCAGGACAAGCUGAUGCACCUGGAGUCACUGAACUGGCUGUACCGCCAGCUGGGGCAGGCCGACGAGGCCGGCUGGCAGGGCCGGCUCCGAGCCGCCGUCCAGGACAGCAACCAGCGCUGGGACGACCUCCAGACGCGGGCGGCGGCCGUCUGCAAGAGGCUGAAGUAUGUCGUGAGCCAGCGGGAGGAGUUCGAGUGGGAGCGGGAGGCCAUCCAGGUGUGGCUGAUGGAGCUGGACCUGCGGCUCACGGACGUGGAGCACUUCUCCGGGGGCUCCUCGCUGGAGAAGAUGAGCCAGCUGCAGGUACCGGGGUGCGCCGGGGCAGGGAGGCCUCGUGUGAACACCCUCCGUGGCACGCUGCGUUUGAUGUCCCGCUGCUGCAGCGAGCAGGCUGGGGCGCUCACCGGUGCAAGGGGCAGCUGUGUUUGA
Alligator sinensis (Chinese alligator) is the source of this 869-nucleotide messenger RNA. RefSeq names its product nesprin-2-like. Gene Ontology annotation, cellular component: nuclear envelope; meiotic nuclear membrane microtubule tethering complex. The transcript is spliced from 3 exons. The coding region runs from base 324 to 869 and encodes 181 amino acids. The record is from RefSeq and is a predicted model, not a curated record. Lineage: Eukaryota; Metazoa; Chordata; Crocodylia; Alligatoridae.